This is a messenger RNA of Thrips palmi, 2999 nucleotides long. Its product is annotated as F-box/LRR-repeat protein 15-like. Gene Ontology annotation, biological process: SCF-dependent proteasomal ubiquitin-dependent protein catabolic process. Bases 468 to 1334 code for a protein of 288 amino acids. Gene Ontology annotation, cellular component: SCF ubiquitin ligase complex. The record is from RefSeq and is a predicted model, not a curated record. Lineage: Eukaryota; Metazoa; Arthropoda; Insecta; Thysanoptera; Thripidae. Gene Ontology annotation, molecular function: protein binding. The transcript has 6 exons.
CCAACUGAUCGCCUGGCGUCCGCGGCUGGGCUGGGCAUUCCCGGCAGGGAGUAGUGCAGUGUCCGCGCAGCUGAUUUCCCUUCCCUGCCGGAAACGGCGCGGAAGCGGGAAAUGAAAAUGGAAAGCCUGAGCCAGAGCCACUUGUUCCGGAUGUAAACGUUGAAUGCUGUCGUGUGGGGUUUUCCGCUUCCGCGACCAGAAGGCAAAAGGCGUCUGCUGGUGUUUUCGACUUGUUUUCGACUUGUGCCAAGGGCAGGACGCGAAGGUUUGGAGAGUUCUGGACGCGUCUGCCUGCCGUUUCGCACUGAGGGGCCGCGUGCGCCUGCACUGCGGGUUUGUUGGCAGAGACAUAACCUCACUGUGUAACACCUGUACUAGGUUUAAGCCAUUUACGGCCUAACUUUAGUGUUCCUGGUAGUGCCAAUCAUGCAAAGGAUUCCACAAAAUCUGCGUCUACAUUAGAGGCCAUGGAGCUUCUAGACUUGAAUUGGGAUGAUGUCCUUCAUCGGCAUGUUCUGCCAUAUUUGUCCAUGGCAGACUUGUUCCGUCUUCGAGCAGUGUCAACAGGUUGCCGAGAUCUUGUCCACUCAUACUUCUCAAAUGCCUUGGAGUUAGAUGUUAGUAAACACUCUGAACAAAUGACGACAGAAGCUUUCAACGUUUUGGCGGCUAACACCAACAGCUUGCAAUCUUUUAUUGGUGAUAAUUGUGGUUUUUUGGAAGACUCUGCGUUGAAGCUGCUCUUUAAAAACAACCCUAAACUGAAAAUUGUUCACUUGCAAUGUUGCAAGCAUUUAACACCAGCUAGCCUGCAACCCUUGAUUCUCAACUGCAAGGGACUCAAAGUUCUUAACCUUAAAGGUUGUCCAUGGGUCACAUCUGGUUGUCUGCAGACUUUUGCUCUUCACCAGACAAAUUUGCAGGAGGUUCACUUUGAAUCAUGCGGCUCUUUGGAUGACAAUUGUCUUGAACAUUUUUUUUCCAGUUUUAGCAAGAUGCAGGUUGUUCAGUUUGCCCACCUUCAUUCAGUCACUGACCGAACCCUUAUGGCCUUAGCAAAAUACUGCAAGAAUUUAAGAAAUCUCGACAUUUCUAACUGCAGUCAAAUAACUGACCAAGGACUAACGGCACUGGCUAAAUGCCCAGAUUUGCAGGUGCUGAGGGUAUCGUACUGUGCAGGUGUUCGUUCUGGAACUACAACAGAACUCUCCUCCCGGUUUGAUCGAGUACGUAUCGAAGAUAAAAGACCACCCCCACCCCCAGGUUGGUGUAUUCGAUGGAUGCCUCGAAAUCCAGGCUGGGUCUUUCACCGUAAGAAGAUGGUUCAAGCAUAAAUUUUCUUCAAAAUUACUAACUUCCAUGAAGGAUGAUGUACUUUUACAAUGUCAUUUCAUAUAUUCUGAGAUUCUUCUGCCAGUGUAGGGACCAGAUAAAUCUACCAGGGAUCAAUUAAUUCAUACGUGUGUCCUAAAUUUGAAAGAUGCUAAUCAAAUUCUGUUAUUGCCAAUUAAUUUAUCAAAAGAGACAUAACAUGACAAAAGUAACUCGUUUAGUUUUUAAAUUCGGGUAAUUCUUGUUACUUUGUUUUUAAUUCUUUUGCUUAGCAAAGGUAUUGUUUUAUACUUUAUGAGUGAAUUGCUUAGUUAAGAUGGAAUUGCAAACCUUUUGUUUGUUUUCUUUGUUUUACUGAUGAUAUUUUUCCUUUGUAAUUUUAAAUUCUGUGAUCUAAGUUGCCAUUUUAAUUAAAGAGUCUAUUUGUUUUGUUAAUAAUUACUUUUUGCUUGAUAUAUAAGAGGGUAGCUUGCAUUUAUGUAUUGUGACACUUCUUUUAUUCCUCUCAGUUGUUGCAAUUGGACUGUGUGAGCAAUUGUAUUUUCUCAUUCAUGUAGUGCUUUUCCUACCAUUUCUUCAAUUUUGUAUAUCAAACAAUGAUUAUUGUAACUUUAGAAUGUUGUGUACUUAAUUUAAUGCUGUAGAUCAGAUGUUACUAGGUGUCAUAUAGUGACAACUGGUUGGUUGAGGUGCAUUCAAGUAUUUGUGAAAAUGAAUGGAUCUGAGUUAAGCCGUUGCAAGUAUAUGUGAUAUAUAAAUGAAUCUUGUGAAAAGUUGUAAAGCAAGAGCCCAACCUUUUUCUUUUUAUGUUAUUCAAGUAACACUAAACGCCACCAUGAACUGAUCAAAGCAACAUUAAGUAAAUUAUAUGUUUCUUCCAUUUUAGUGUUAGUAACAAAUCAUUGUUCCUAUUGGAACACAGUGCCUGUUUUGUGUGCAAUAUUCACAGCUGUUUCAAUGCUACUGUGUUAUGUUGAUUCAACAACUGCGCCAUAAGGAUUUGUUCAAAAUGGUUAUCUUAAAACCCAAGUACAAAUAACAUAAAAUCUCCUAUCCUAAAGCGAUGUAUUUGCUAGUGUGUUAUUUUGUCUUAAAUUCAGGAGUUUGAAGACCUUGCAACAGCAGACCUUUAGGUGGGUCCACCAAUUCCAUUGUUCUGUGGUAUUAUAUUUCAUUGUUGAUUAUUAUGAUUAUGCGCCACCAUCAGGCAAGAUAUUUUUUUAAAAUGCAGUGUGAUUUUUAGGGACCCAAUGUCUUUUAUUACAUAGCUUGGUUUUGCUUUGGUUUAUGUAACAAUAUGUGUUAAAGUGAUUUGUGUGUCAUAAAGGUGUAUGGAUAAUUUGUAAUUUUGGACUGGGUGUUCCGGUAUUUAGUACUGCUUUGAAAGGUUGUUAUAGGUUGUUAUAUGGAGUAUUACCUGACGUAUAAGUAGCAGCCAUUGAACUUAAAAAGACUGUACCUUUUUGAAACUGACGAGUUUUAGGAUAAACACAAGUAAGACACUCAGAUCUUGGAUGAAUUCUUUCCAGUUGGGUUCUCUCACGUUUUUGUCCUUGCUUCAUUCAACUGCAUGUGUUGUGGUGAAUGCAUAUCUAUUCAUUAGUAUUAAGGCACGAUCCAUUGUGUCUACUGAAAGAAAAAUAAACUGUUAAUAAAUAACUCAACAA